AUGGCCUACAUUUCAGCCUCUUCGAAGUGGUUUUACCGCGGCGAAGGGAACAGAACUCUUGUCAUUUCAAAUCCACAGACUCAAAAAGUCCUUCGCUUGCAAAAGUCAAACGUAGCAUCAACAGAUCAGACAAAUUCAGCUCAAGAUUCGAGCGGAAAAGCUGCGGAAAAGUUGCGGUUAGAACUUGAAAAAAGUAUCAAGCUUUAUCAAGAAGUUUUCACUCCACUGUUGGGCGCGCAAUACGUCGAACAUGGAGCAAUCGUUGAGCUACCGGGAGAGUUUAUGGCAAAUAUUAAAGAUCUGGUUACAUCUGCUAAUACAAAUAGGCCAAAACAUAGACUGAACAAAGAGGUGAAUGGACAGAACAAAUAUGGUAUUUUGAUGCCGGAUUUUUGCUUUGUACCCUCAGGCGACGGGAUUAAUGCUAAUGAGGCUAGCCGGCCUACAUUCUGUGUGGAAAUCAAACCAAAGUGUGGUACGAUGCCAGCUUGUAAAGGGCUUGAAAGUGGUGAAUAUAAAGAUGUGAAGCAUCUAAUUUUUCAAGAUGGUAAUAUGAUGUACUCUGGUGAGACAAUGGCACCAUCAUGUGGUUCAAUGGUUGAAAGUGAAACAACCGAGCAGGCACCAUCAACUAUGGGUUCAAACGAACACCACCUACACCUGUCAAAACUUGAAGAGUUCCUAAGUCAUUCAUUUCUUGACAAGUCAAGUAGUGUUAAUGCAAACGAAAACACAAAUGCUAAUCCUAGAAAUGUACAAAUAAACGCUAAUUAUGACCAAGUGCAUGCAAAUAUUAAUUAUAAAGGCAAGAUUACUGAUUGUUGCAUCACCAAUGGUAACUCAUUGGCACAUGUAAACAAGCACUCAGUAACAAGUAAAUUAGAUAGUCUUACAAAGUUCCUAAUUGCAGCCAGCGCUAAUGAUUGCUCCAUAAUGAUCUCAUUUCAAGAAGUUAUUGGUCCUUUGGCAAACUCAAAUUGCUUUCGAGAUCUUCUCACUGGUAGAGUUUAUAAAUACUCAAUUGCCAUAGUUGAUCUGGACCAGAAGUUGGCUGAUCGUAUUCCAAAGUAUUAUAAGGAAUAUAAUGAUAUAAUUGAUAAUUAUCUUAGCUUUAAAAACAAUGUGGAAUUGUAG
This is a messenger RNA of Dendronephthya gigantea, 1134 nucleotides long. RefSeq lists its product as uncharacterized. Gene Ontology annotation, biological process: inositol phosphate biosynthetic process. Gene Ontology annotation, molecular function: inositol-1,3,4,5,6-pentakisphosphate 2-kinase activity; ATP binding. Gene Ontology annotation, cellular component: nucleus. The transcript is spliced from 3 exons. The coding region runs from base 1 to 1134 and encodes 377 amino acids. Lineage: Eukaryota; Metazoa; Cnidaria; Anthozoa; Malacalcyonacea; Nephtheidae. The record is from RefSeq and is a predicted model, not a curated record.